This is a messenger RNA of Panicum hallii, 2297 nucleotides long. Its product is annotated as cytochrome P450 71C3-like. The transcript has a single exon. The coding region runs from base 453 to 1091 and encodes 212 amino acids. Gene Ontology annotation, molecular function: monooxygenase activity; iron ion binding; heme binding. The record is from RefSeq and is a predicted model, not a curated record. Lineage: Eukaryota; Viridiplantae; Streptophyta; Magnoliopsida; Poales; Poaceae.
AUUGGACAUACUAUUGACGUCAGGUGACCCAUCCUGACGUCCAACAAAUGAGUGACAUAUUUGUUGGGUUUGCGUCUUGAUUUGAGCAAAUUCAUGGAGCACGAAGGAAAAGACAACGGCUUGGCUGCCGUCGCCGGUCACCUAUUACGUUCAGGUUUCAGACUGUUCUUAAAAAAAAAUGCUGCUCAAAGUUGACCAAAACGAUAGCGACGUCUGACUUUCAUACUCUAAAGUCUUCGUUCGUCCACUUCAGGCCAGUAACAUUUUCGUUUUCUUUAAGAUAGCUAUGCUGCGGUUCCAUGAAUAUGCAAGGUAAAAAACGGUACUAGGAUUCUUUUUCCUAGUAAGAAUCUGUUUUUAGCUCACUAUCACUAGCCUACCAGAAUUCAGCUGGUGCCGCGUGCACGGAGAGAGCUCAGCGAAGCGCUCUUGCAAGAGGUCGUCAGACAUUGAUGGAGCUCUCUCCCUUGCUUCUCCUUCUCCCUCUCCUCCUCGUUGGUUUCUUCUACCUCAGCAAGGCGCGCGCCGCCGGCCGGAACACGCGGCGCCUGCCUCCAUCGCCUCCGGGCUUGCCUCUGAUCGGCAACCUACACCAUGUGGGCGCGCUCCCGCACCGCGCGCUCGCCGCGGCGCACGGCGCGCCCGACCUAUUGCGGCUCCGCCUCGGCCAGGUCCCCACGCUGGUCGCAUCCUCCCCGGCCGCCGCGGCUGCGCUCAUGCGCGAGCACGACGACGCCUUCGCCACGCGCCCGUACUUCCGCACCGCUGAGAUCCUCACCUACGGCUUCCAGGACCUCGUCUUCGCGCCCUACGGCGAGCACUGGCGGCACGUCCGCCGGCUCUGCUCCGCGCACGUCCUUAGCGCCGCUCGGUCCCGCGGCUACGACGGCAUGCGGGAGCGGGAGAUCGCCGCCCUGGUGCGGACCAUCAGGGAGAGCGCCAUCUCCUCGCACGCAGGCGUGGUCGACGUGAGCAAGGCGCUGUACGGCUUCGCCAACGGCGUGAUCUGCCGGGCGGUGUCCGGGACCGGGAGGCUGUCGCGGGAGGAGGAGGGGCGGAGGAGCGAGUUAUUCCGAGAGCUGAUCGAGUAGAACACGGCGCUGCUGGGCGGGUUCUGCGUGGGCGACUACUUCCCAUCGCUGGCGUGGGCGGACACUCUGUCCGGCGCCGGCGCGAGGGCGUGGAGGAACUUCAGGCGGUGGGACGAGCUUCUGGAGAAGGUGGUCCAGGAGCGGCGCCGCGGCGACGGCAACGGCGGCGAGGAGGACUUCGUGGACGUGCUGCUCGCGCUGCAGGCGGAGAAGCAGGACGACGGGUUCGAGCUGACCAGGGAUGCCAUCAAGUCGCUCCUGGCGGACAUGUUCGCGGCCGGGACCGAGACGUCCUUCAUCGCGCUGGAGUGGGCCAUGUCGGAGCUGGUCAGGAACCCCGCGGCCACGCAGGAGCUCCAGCGCGAAGUCCGCCGCGCCGCGCCCGCGGACUCCGCCGCCGGCGCGACGGCGACGCCGUACCUGCACGCCGUGGUCAAGGAGACGCUCCGCCUCCACCCGCCGGUGCCGCUGCUCCUCCCGCGCGAGUGCAUGCGCGACGCGGCAGUGCUGGGGUUCCACGUCGCGCGGGGCACGCGCGUGUUCGUCAACGCCUGGGCCGUCGGCCGCGACCCGGCAUCGUGGGGCGCCGCGGCCGACGAGUUUCGGCCCGAGAGGUUCCUGGCGGAGGACCGCGAGGUGGACUUCCGGGGCGCGCACUUCCAGCUCGUCCCCUUCGGGGCCGGGCGGCGCGCCUGCCCCGGGAUGCAGUUCGGGCUGGCCACCGUGGAGCUCGCGCUGGCGAGCCUGGCGCGCCUGUUCGACUGGGAGGUGCCCGGCGGCGCGGCGCCGGGGGAGCUCGACAUGUCGGACGCGCCCGGGCUGACCACGCCCAGGCGGGUGCCGCUCCGGCUCGUCGCCAAGCCGUUCGGUUCGGAGGAGCAGGCGUAGGGCCGUAGCGUCUCGUUUGUCAGUUGUUGUGCAGCGAUUUUUCUGUUAUGUGUCACGGCCACGUGUACGGCCAUCCCCUGCGCACAAUGGUUGGUUGCCCGUCUGACGCCGUCGUGCCUUGUGCAUAACUCACCUGGUGAAGGCCGCGUCUGAUUUCUCCUCAGCGUCUUCAAAAAUGGAGGCGGAGUCGACGAAGCUGGUUCGUCGUGCUCCUCCUCGGUUCCACGAGUCCAUCCAUGAAAUGAACCGGAUUCCCGAAUCGAGGAAUCCGAUCCCCUGUAUCAUCGUGAUAGUCCCUGGAUCAAGCGCUAUCACAUA